Messenger RNA from Anguilla rostrata (American eel), 4725 nucleotides. Its product is annotated as isthmin-2-like. Lineage: Eukaryota; Metazoa; Chordata; Actinopteri; Anguilliformes; Anguillidae. The coding region runs from base 918 to 2306 and encodes 462 amino acids. The transcript is spliced from 6 exons. The record is from RefSeq and is a predicted model, not a curated record.
UCAGUGUGAAAUUCCUUUGACUUCACUUUACGGUCCAGCCUUUGUCGAAUACUUUUGUUGUUAGCCUAAGUGUCCUAUUUUUCCCUUCAUCCAAACUAAUUCACUCAUUCGUGUAAUUUAUUUCUCUCUUGAUUGCGCGCGGCUCCUCUUUGAGAUUCUUGCAGUCCCCAACGUCACAGGCACUCUUCUGGCGGUGAGGACCACUGCUGAGGACUUGGGACUGUUAGAACCCUGAAACAGCGGUAAGAAGAGGGAGCAGGCAGCGGGUUCAGAAGGAGAGAACGUGUUGGAUAACAAAACGAAGCAUUUUACCCUCUGGAACAAGUCUGGGAAGGUUUCUGACCGGAAAGGAUACAAAGAACGGGAUACUUUUGGUUUCCUCGGUUCAAGCUCCAGAUGUCACCGCUUUGGGGCGAAAUCAAGUCAUACUCUCUGACAUAGCGCUUGGCAAGAUAAAUACGCACCGGUGCGAACAUAAAAGGAGUGCGCGGGGAAGGCGUUCUGGUUGUAACAUACUGUACCCUACAUAAAGCUUAACUUACAGCAAUAACUGAGAACUUAAAAGAGCACAGUGGACAGAUCGAGGUAUCUGCAUCCUUUACAUUAAGAUGACGGAUGUAUGACUCAAGUGUAGCUUUAUGUGACAUUUUAGUGGGACUAUAUAGUGCGCCCGCGAUGCAGAUUAACCCCAGCGAAUUAGGAAGAAGCGAAUGACACUGCAUUUCAUAUACCAAUAUUUUGUUAAAGAUUAUUAUCUCAUGUUAUUUGAUGUUGAACUUGGAUUGGAAAAGCUUCACAGAAAGCGACGCCACGACAGUGGCGCUAACGAUCUCGAGCGACCUCUUCAAGCUUGUGUCAUUGGACUGUUACUACAGAUUUGAAAAGGCACAUUAGGCGAGCAUCUUCGUUUUUGAGACAUGCUGAAAGGCCGAGGGAAAGCUUUGAUGUUGUGGGUUGUCUUAAUAACACCUUUUUGGGGGCUUAUCAGAGGGUUCCCCGCAAAACAGCCUACAAACAACACCCCGCAACUCAGAAGUGGAGUAUUUUUGGAGGCACAAUCACAGACGCCCUCCAGGGCUGUCCACCAUGGGCUGGAGGUCUUUAGGAAGCACAAGCAGGUACAGAGUGCAGCGUCUACCCUGCGCCGUCACAAGAGGAGGUGGCGGCACCAGCACUCCUUGGGAGUUCUGCCAAAACCAGAGCCCGAAGAGGUGGCACGCCCCUUCCUGCUGGACCAAUUUCCAGAACUCACUGGCCUCGAGCUCAAUGCACAGAACCCCAACAUUCAGGUCACCAUUGAGCUCAUGGAUCAGCCCCAGGCAGAGAACGGGAUGGCGCCAGCCAAGGUCCGUGGGGACCAGCCGCUGUCCUCAGAGACCUGGCUGGGGAACCAAAAGCUGUUCUGGCCCCUGUUCUGGGGGUACUCUGACUCAGGAGAGGAUGGGACAGGACGCAAAAGCAUGGAGGAUUCGGCUGAGGACUACACACUCGAAUAUGAUGGUGAGGAGUCAGCCCUGAGUGGGGUGGAAGGAGACUGGGACAGGCAGUGGAGCAAGGGGUGGGACUCCAACAGCACCUACGAUAAGGAGGACGACGAGUGGAGUGCCUGGUCACCAUGCAGUGCCACCUGUGGUCAAGGCGACCAAAAGCGCACACGUUCAUGUGGCUACUCUUGCACGGCAACAGAGACCAGGACCUGUGACAUUCAGCAGUGUCCAGAUGAAACUAACGCUGUGACUGAACUCAUCCCCUAUGAGACAGAGAACGGUACAGAGAUUUUCAGUGCAGAGGUGGACAGCUGUGAAAAGUGGCUUAACUGCAAGAGCGACUUCCUGCAGCGGUACCUCCAGCAGGUACUGACAGAGCUACCCAGCUGCCCCUGCUCCUUCCCCUCGGAAGUGGCCUACGGCGUGGUGGACAUCUUCGACGAAGCGCUGCAGAAACGAUACCGCUGGAACGACGCCAGCUCCCAGAAGGAGAGGCUGGAUGUGUACAAGCCCACGGCCCGCUUCUGCACACGCUCCUCGCUGGUGGCCGACAGCGGAACCCUGGCGGCCCAGCAGUGCUGCUACGACGACCGCAUGCGGCUGAUCACGCGGGGGAAGGGGGCCGGCACGCCCGACCUCAUCAGCAUCGAGUUCUCCCCCGAGCUGCACUUCAAGGUGGACGUCCUGCCCUGGAUCCUGUGCAAAGGGGACUGGACUCGAUUCCACGCGGUACGACCGCCCAACAACGGCCUGCACUGCACCGAGAACCCCCACCAGGACAUCUUCAUGAAUGAGCUGGAGGAAGCCCGGGAGUACUGAGCCCUCCCCACCCGGGCCCAAAUCUGAACCGGAGCCAGAACUGGAACCCGAGGCCUCCCAAUCUGAAAAUCCCUCCGCUGCAAAUGUUGGACAGGACCGGAGGACAAAUACACACUUGCACAUACACACACACACACACACACACACACACUCACACACAUACACACACACACACGCACACAAGGACAAAUCUUUCCAAAUGCUUACUGACCUCCACAUCAUCCAGCAUAUGAUCAGAGCUAUUGCUGUUGCCUGUAUAAUGUGUAUGUGCUGUGUCUUGCUGAGUUUUUCUAUGUCUGUGAACUGUGUCUUUUGUGGUUGUUGGUGGCAACUCCUUCUUUGAAUUUAGCUCCUUUGGAUAUUAUUGGAAAGGCUGAAUAGUGGAAAGAAGCUACAGAUAUCAUUUUGAAAGUAAUACAUGUAAUUUAUUGCUGUGUAAGUCAGGAUCUGUGGGGCUUAGCUUGACACUAAUAUGUAGUUUAAAUUCUAUAAAACAUGUAGGAAAUGGGCCAUGGACACAAGCAAGGAGACAGAAGUCAUUUUGGACUCUCUGAUGUCCUCUGCAUGAAUUUGUACAUGUGCAACUCCACACACUGUAAUUGAAUUUACAGUUUACAGAAUUGAGGUGUACAGGGGGGCUGUACAGAUGGAGCAUUCUCUGAAACAUGGCUGCCAUAUUUAUUCCAGUCAUUUAAAGACUUGUUGUUUUUGUUUUAUAAGACUGUGAUGUUUUACAAAAGGAAUUUCUGGUAAAACUGCAUGAAUUUUGAACAGAAUGUUCGCUUCAUUGUCGCAUCCCUAAAGGCCCUGCUUGGCCCCACUCCAGGGCAUUCCAUAUCAUUCCAGAAAGACCAAAUACGGUUUUGUUCUUCCACUGUGCUUAUUUGUGUAACAGAAGCACUGGGUUUGAAAUGAGAUGUGAUCCAUGUGGCAUGCCGUACAAUGUAAAUACAUGGGUAACUACAACAUUAACUGAGAUUGUGCAGAGAUAAUUCAGUGACAAGUAGUGACCCUUUCGAAUUGUAAUGACACAUUAAAUCAGCACUGAGGUGACUCUGACUCUAACUCCAGUGCUGACUGUGACUUCAACACAGACUGAAAUAACUAAUUACAAGAGUAAUCGUUCAAAAUCUUAUCUCUGAGAAAGGAGCGAGCUGUCACUGUGCAACUGUGCAGGGAAAGGGUGAUUUUUUUAGAAUCUCCACCUGACUGGUUUCACUGAUGUUUUCUUUCGCAGGUGUUCUUAAAAAACUUUUAUUUUGAAACCAUUCCCCCAUGUCGCCAUGUCUCCAGGGAGGGCCUUACACUGCCUCCCUUCAGAUGUUGGUGUCAUCUCUGCCCCCCCCCCCCCCCCCAGAACUGCAGGAGAAAAAAAGGCAGAAAAGCUUCAGGGUUUUAGUGACAUCUGUUCAAUAUUGUACUCAUUUAUUUAUUUUUUUUCUGGUUGGUUUAAGUCUGUUCAGUGGCAUUCAAGUGGCUGAAGUGUAUUUUUAAUUUUGUGUGCACCUGGAGGUAUUAUGGCCUGUGGCCUGUGUUACAAGUUCUGGAGGAACAGUAUCAGUGUAGUUUUAUGCAGUCAACAGCCUAUGCCAGUCAAUGAUGGACCACUAUUGGGACAUUAUGGCUUUCAACAGAUAAUAAAACAAGGUGAAACACAGGACUGGCUAAUAUAUAUAUAUAUAUAUAUAUAUAUAUAUAAUCUAUGAACAUUAAGGGAUGUUUCAAUAUGAAAAUGUAAGUGGUUUAAGUAUACAGUGUUCCUGAGGCUUUCUCUCCGGCAAAAUAUUUAACUGUGAAUAACUGAUAAAUAGUCAACUACUAUACAACUGUUUCUCCGCUCUUUAAAUUUUGCUUUGCCUUCAUAUGGUGAAAAACAGCCUCUGUGCUACAUUGCUGGGUUUUACACUGAAAGUUUACGUCACAAAUGUCUUUUCAGGAAAACAAUUUUAAAAAUAUGUGUUAUGACAUCUCACAUUUUGAAAAUCACGUUUUUAUGAAAGGCACUUUAUACAUGUGAAUAUACAAUAUAUAAAUAUGUAUUGUACCAACAUUUUGUAAUUUGUGUUUGUUGUCAAAGGGAUUACUUGCAAGAUAUGCUAAAAGUAAGUAAAUCCCAUAGCAUGAUCUUUUGUGAUAUUGUGUAAAAACUGGCUCUAGAUAUUUUAUUGUACAGUAUUUAUUGUAUAUGGCUUGGCUUGUUGCUGAAGCUUUUGAAAUAAAUGUAUAAAUUGAUCAGUAAUACAGACAGUGCCAAUUUAAAUCUCACAAAAUUGCAUCUUUUAAAGGGAUUUUUGCCUAAAGGGAAUUAAUUCUCAGUGCACCACCACACUUGAAGUAAGAAAUGUUUUCUAUUAAUUUUUUUCAUUCUUCUCUGCUAGCUAAAAAAAACAGUGACAAUAUAAAGACAUUUGAGAGUGUC